Messenger RNA from Arachis ipaensis, 616 nucleotides. NCBI's taxonomy places the organism in Eukaryota, Viridiplantae, Streptophyta, Magnoliopsida, Fabales, Fabaceae. The record is from RefSeq and is a predicted model, not a curated record.
GGGAAAUUAAUGUGUGUGUAUAUAAAUAGGCAUGCAUGUUACAGUGAGAAGUGUGAAAUUGAGUUAAUUGCUUAACAUGACAACAUCUCAAGUCCAGAAGAUAGAAACAGAGUUUUCUAUUAAGGCAGAUGCUAAGGAAUUCUAUGAUGUUUUCUGCAACAAGACACACCAAGUUGCCAAGGCUUGGCCUGAUAUUGUUCAGAGUGUUGUAAUUCAUGAAGGUGGAUGGGGCACCGAGAGAUCCAUCAUUUCAUGGAACUAUGUUUAUGUCUUGCUUCAUGCUGUUCCCAAGAAAGAUGGAGGAAGCAUGGUGCACUGGACCAUGGAAUAUGAAAAGAUCAAUGACAACACUUCUGAUCCUCACACUUUGAUGGAGUUGGUAGUUGAUGAGAGCAAACAGGAAAAGAAGGGCCUUGGAGCCCAUGUCUUGGUAAGCAAAUAUGUUGUUCAGUUAGCAGAAGUAACAAGUAACAAUUUGAGAAUGAGGAAUGCUAGGGGCCAGCAAAUUGACUAUCACUAUAUACAAGAUGAAAGGCUUCAAGUGUUCAAGACCAAGAACUUUCAACAGUUGAAUGAGCCAAAUUCCUUCACAAUAAGGCACGAUAUUUGGCUUUGA